CAGUUGGGCAGAAUCUUCUCAAGAUUCAUGCAUCAGUCCUUGGGAUCGAUUGAAUGUCAUCGCAUAAGCAGGUCGCAAGGAAUUCAACCUCUUUCGCAUGGAGACUAAUACACGAGGCCUUCUACAGGCUGCAAUGUCUGCAUGCAAAACCGAACCAGAACUACACGUCCAUCCCCAGACAUUACUUGCCAACAAUCCUAACACACCCACGUCAACAUCACAGGUAAUCAUGCACUCCUCAGUGCUCCUCACAGAACUUGUCAUAAUACGAGAAUGGCUUCAUGAAACCGCCUCACAACCGCAACAUCCACUGGCAGAAGCAACCACAGGAUACUGGAAGUUUACGAAACAUAAUGUUAUACAGGUUUUAUGCACACGCUCAGGAAUCAAAAAAGGUCUGGUGAAUUAGGCAGAAAAGUACAUCGACUGUGGGGAGCCGCAAGUGCCCUCGGUUCGCUAUUAUUUCAGUGACAAGCUAUUGCAAUGGAAUGACGAUGGCGAGGGUUCCGAAGGAUGGCAGGGAAACUAUAUUGAAA
This is a messenger RNA of Suillus discolor, 536 nucleotides long. RefSeq lists its product as uncharacterized. The transcript is spliced from 4 exons. The coding region runs from base 98 to 409 and encodes 103 amino acids. The record is from RefSeq and is a predicted model, not a curated record. Gene Ontology annotation, molecular function: structural constituent of nuclear pore. NCBI's taxonomy places the organism in Eukaryota, Fungi, Basidiomycota, Agaricomycetes, Boletales, Suillaceae. Gene Ontology annotation, cellular component: nuclear pore.